This is a messenger RNA of Sorex fumeus (smoky shrew), 1244 nucleotides long. RefSeq names its product ubiquitin carboxyl-terminal hydrolase 12-like. Gene Ontology annotation, molecular function: cysteine-type endopeptidase activity; cysteine-type deubiquitinase activity. Lineage: Eukaryota; Metazoa; Chordata; Mammalia; Eulipotyphla; Soricidae. The transcript has a single exon. Gene Ontology annotation, biological process: protein deubiquitination. Gene Ontology annotation, cellular component: nucleus; cytosol. The record is from RefSeq and is a predicted model, not a curated record. Bases 91 to 1191 code for a protein of 366 amino acids.
GCCCGCCGGUUGCGGUGCGAGCGGGCGGCCAGGACCCCCUACUUCCCCGCCCGCCGCCGCCGUGAUUGGGUGGAAGAUGCCGCUGGGCGGAUGGAAAUCCUAAUGACAGUCUCCAAGUUCGCCUCCAUCUGUACCAUGGGCGCCAAUGCCUCGGCAUUAGAGAAAGAGAUUGGCCCAGUCAAUGAGCAUUAUUUUGGAUUAGUCAAUUUUGGAAAUACCUGCUACUGCAAUUCUGUUCUUCAAGCACUUUAUUUUUGCCGUCCAUUUCGGGAAAAAGUUCUAGCAUACAAGAGUCAGCCUAGAAAGAAGGAGAACCUUCUUACUUGCUUAGCAGAUCUCUUCCAUAGCAUAGCCACUCAGAAGAAAAAGGUUGGAGUAAUACCACCAAAGAAGUUCAUAACAAGAUUACGGAAAGAAAAUGAGCUUUUUGACAACUACAUGCAGCAGGAUGCCCAUGAAUUCUUAAAUUACCUACUAAAUACAAUUGCUGAUAUUCUGCAAGAAGAGAGAAAGCAGGAAAAACAAAAUGGCCAUCUACCUAAUGGUAAUAUCGACGGUGAAAAUAACAACAGCACACCAGACCCAACCUGGGUCCCUGAGAUAUUUCAGGGAACAUUAACUAAUGAAACCAGAUGUCUUACUUGUGAAACUAUUAGCAGCAAAGAUGAAGAUUUCUUAGACCUUUCUGUUGGCGUGGAACAAAACACAUCUAUUACUCAUUGCGUAAGGGGUUUUAGCAACACAGAAACUCUAUGCAGUGAGUAUAAAUAUUACUGUGAAGAAUGUCGCAGCAAACAGGAAGCACACAAACGGAUGAAAGUUAAAAAACUACCCAUGAUCCUAGCUCUCCACCUUAAGAGAUUCAAAUAUAUGGAUCAGCUUCAUCGAUACACAAAACUUUCUUACCGGGUAGUUUUUCCUUUAGAACUUCCUCUGUUUAACACUUCAGGUGAUGCAACCAACCCUGACCGAAUGUACGACCUUGUUGCCGUUGUGGUUCACUGUGGAAGUGGUCCAAAUCGAGGCCAUUACAUUGCAAUAGUUAAGAGUCAUGAGUUUGGGUUGUUGUUUGAUGACGACAUUGUAGAGAAAAUAGAUGCACAAGCGAUUGAAGAAUUCUACGGGUUGACAUCAGAUAUCUCAAAGAACUAUGAAUCUGGUUACAUUCUUUUCUACCAGUCCCGGGACUGAGGGAGAACGGUGAUGAAGAGACACUUCUGCCUCAUUUCUUCUCUGGUUAUUUG